Messenger RNA from Camellia sinensis, 1733 nucleotides. Lineage: Eukaryota; Viridiplantae; Streptophyta; Magnoliopsida; Ericales; Theaceae. The record is from RefSeq and is a predicted model, not a curated record.
GUCGAGGACCAGAGAGAAAACGUACACAGUCUUUUUUGUGUAUAAAGAGAAGCAUACCUUGCUUUGUAUCCUUCUCCACGGAUCAAAAAAUUCUGACCCAAACACCAUACAAUGGAUUGUGAUGGAUCUUUAACUUCGAUUCCUCGAAAUCUCAGCUCGAUUCGUCGGAAUUUAGUCAUUGUACUGUUCACAGCAUCCAUUUUCCGGUUAUCUUCUUAGUUUCCCGCAUAGUAUUACCUCACUUUUCCGACCAAAUUUGCCAAGAAAUAAGAGGGAAUUGAAUUGUGCAGAGAGAGGGCCUAAUAUGGGGCAUUUGUCAUCCAUGUUCAAUGGACUUGCAAGGUCGCUGUUGAUAAAAAAAGGUCGAAAUUCUGGAAAUUGUGGCGGAAGAGAGGCCGCUGAUGCUAUGGCGAGGGCAGCGAAGAAGAAUGAAUUGAUUCUUCGGUCUUCUGGCAUUGUUAAUGUUGAUGGAUCGAACAAUUUUGCAUCAGUUUUCUCCAGAAGAGGCGAGAAAGGAGCGAACCAAGAUUGCUCCGUUGUGUGGGAGGAAUUUGGAUGCCAAGAAGACAUGAUGUUUUGUGGGGUUUUUGACGGGCAUGGUCCGUGGGGACAUUUCGUGGCAAAGAUGGUUAGAGAAACGAUGCCCCUGACUUUACUGUGCAAUUGGCAAGAGAUGCUAGCUGAGGCUUCAGUUGACUGUGAAUUUGAUUUGGAAUCUGAUAAAAAACUUAAUAGUUUUAAUAUAUGGAAGCAUUCCUACUUAAAGACUUGUGCCACAGUUGAUGUGGAUCUGGGGCAGCACCGCAAAAUCGAUUCGUUCUAUAGUGGAACCACUGCUCUGACAAUUGUUAGGCAGGGUGAUCUCUUAGUUGUGGCAAAUGUCGGCGAUUCCCGUGCUGUAUUGGCUACCACUUCAGAUGAUGGCAGCUUGGUACCAAUUCAGCUUACUGUCGAUUUCAAGCCCAAUCUACCCCAGGAAGCUGAGCGGAUAAUUCAGUGCAAUGGUCGAGUCUUCUCUUUAGAUGAUGAGCCAGGGGUGCACAGGGUGUGGCUGCCAGAUGAGGAGUCACCUGGAUUGGCAAUGUCUAGAGCCUUCGGAGAUUACUGUGUCAAGGAUUUUGGACUUGUUUCUGUGCCUGAAGUGACACACAGACAAAUAACUGGCAAAGACCAAUUCGUUGUGCUGGCAACAGAUGGGGUGUGGGAUGUUGUCUCCAAUCAAGAAGCAGUGCAAAUUGUAUCUUCAACGCCAGACCAAGCAAAAUCAGCUAAACGUCUGGUUGAGCAUGCUGUCCAUGCAUGGAAACGCAAGAGACGAGGAAUUGCAACUGAUGAUAUUUCAGCUAUUUGUCUCUUCUUUCACUCUCCUCCUUUAUCUUCUCAGCAAACUCAUCUUGUUACUAAGCCAAUACAGUAAUGCAAGAAGAGAAGGCAACCACUUAUCUGUUACUCAAAACGGAUCCUAGAAAUCAUUAGACUGCACAGAGGGUGUUUAUUUUGUAAAUCAAGAAGGUGCAAACUCUACGAGAGAUCUCUAGAAACAAAUCCAUUUGUUUUUGAAAUAGUAUAAUCUUCUUUUGAUAGCCAUUGACAUUCUUUAUGAGCUUAAAUGUGCGUGUUUUUGUUUUUUGUUUUUAGUUUAUCUAUUCCAACGCCAUCUCUGUUUGAUCUCAUUAAAUUUUGGCUGGAUUUCAUGGAGCAUGGUAUGAAUUUAGUUAGGCUGUUUUUGGCUU